UGUGCUGUGUCCCUCGGACACAGUGGAUCACCGAUCACGGAAAGAGCCGAAGAUGUCGGCUCGGUCAUGUGAUCAGCUGUGUCCAAUCACAGCUGAUCACAUGGGACAUGUACACUGAUCAUCAGGGCACUGAUGAUCAGUGUGCCCUGAUGAUCAGUGUAGCCCCAGCAGUGCCACCUGUCAGUGUCCAUUAGUGCCUUAUGUCAGUGCCUCAUGUCAGUGCCCAUCAGUGCCACAUAUCAGUGCCUACCAGUGCACAUCAAUGCCACAUAUCAGUGCCCAUCUGAGCUGCCUUUCAGUGUCACCCAUCAGUGCCAGUCAGUGCCACCUAUCAAUGCCAAUCAGUGCCACCUAUCAGUGCUGCCAAUCAGUGCCGCCUAUCAGUGCCGCCUAUCAGUGCGAGUCAGUGCUGCCUAUCAGUGCGCAUCAGUGCUGCCUAUCAGUGCCAGUCAGUGCCGCCUAACAGUGCCAGUCAGUGCCGCCUUACAGUGCCAGUCAGUGCCGCCUAACAGUGCUGCCUAUCAGUGCCAUAUAUCAGUGCCAUGUAUCAGUGCUGCCUUUCAGUGCCCAUCAGUGAUGCCUGUCAAUGCCCAUCAGUGCCACCUACCAGUGCCUCCUCAUCACUGCCCAUCAGUGCCACCGAUG
Molecule: messenger RNA, 645 nt
Organism: Staurois parvus
Lineage: Eukaryota; Metazoa; Chordata; Amphibia; Anura; Ranidae
Source: the annotation of a GenBank genome assembly